AUGGGGAUUUCACCGAUUUCUUCCCCAAACGCAGCCACUUCCAUCAUGUCAGCCUCACCUUUUGGCCUCAAAUUUGCCACUCCUCCCUUUGAUCCAACACUGUUUUUUUUGGCACAACAAAGACUUUCUAUGCCAUCCACCUCUGAUUCCUCACCCGAUUCCUCAGCCUCAUCACCGCAAUCAGUUCCCUCAUUCUCGUGGAUGAUCGGCGGAGGAUCGAGAAGGGAUUCACCAACUCCCGAUGAGACAAAACUGGCGAUCGGGUUAAACAAGUGCAUGUUGCGGAAGCACAAGAGCAAUCGAAAGCCAAGGACUCCUUUUAGUACACAGCAACUUCUGACGUUGGAGCGAAAAUUUCAACAAAAGCAGUACUUGUCGAUCGCGGAACGAGCCGAAUUCAGCGCAUCAUUGGGACUCUCGGAGACACAAGUGAAAAUUUGGUUUCAGAACCGUCGAGCCAAAUCAAAGCGUCUACAAGAGGCUGAGGUAGAGAAAGUGAAAUUCGCACAGGCAUCGGCUCUGGCGGCAGCUGCUGUAGCGCAAGGAGAGAAAGGAUUUCUUUUUGGCUACGCUCCUCAAUGG
Messenger RNA from Mesorhabditis belari, 582 nucleotides. Lineage: Eukaryota; Metazoa; Nematoda; Chromadorea; Rhabditida; Rhabditidae. The record is from the annotation of a GenBank genome assembly.